CACCGAGAAUGAUCGGGGUUUCGUGCCAACACCCCGCAAGUUUCGGUCAACUCCUGCCUCGCAUGAAGCUCCGUUAGUUCUCACAGAGGCAUACGCGCCCAGUGAUGCCGUUUGGGCAAUAUCGGCGCUGCCGAUGCACACACAUCAGUGCAAGCACUGUGACUAGGUAACCCUCAAAUCUCGAUGAUAUGAUCUAAUCGAGGACACGCAUUGGUAGUUCAUGUAUAAAAGGUCUCCGGGUCCUCUGCCUCGAAUCAUAAUAAAUUACAAGCCUGCGAGUCAUUCUCUAUCAUUCCACUCGCAAUGUAUCCAAUCGAUCUAUUAUCCCCAUCCCAUCUCUUCACCAAUGUCCUAUCCGUCCUCAACUCCGUCCAGCUUCUUAGCAGGAAAGAGGCACCAGGAGCACAACCAACCCCAGCGGAUUUUGAAGUUAAUCUUCAAACAAAUACAGGGUUUCUCCCUGAGAAACCCAUCCCACGGCUUCCCGAAGCUUACAGCGCAUGGGAGGAUGCGCUUACACGAGCUCAGGAAGUGCUGAUACUCGGGGAAAACAUAACACAGGACAACACAAAGAGCCGAGCUGACGGUGAACUUUGGAGAUCACAAAUGCGAAAGCUUCCCGUGAUUAGCAUCGAUGAUCUAAAAACAGACAAGCAAUUGUUACGUCGCGCUCACAAAGUGCUCGCCUUUCUUGUACAUUUCUAUGUCCAUUCCAUACCGGAUCAGACGGCCGGUUCGGUACUUAUUCCCAGAUCCCUGGCGACUCCAUUGCUUGAAGUAUCGGACGUCUUGCGGAUGGCGCCGGUACUUACAUUCGCCGACACCGUCCUAUGGAACUGGGAUCUCAUUAACCCAGAGCUUCCUGUCACGAUAGAAAACAUGCGUUUCGGCGUUGAGCUCUUCUCAGGGACAGAGGACGAGCGCAAUUUUUGGUUCGGAAACGCAAAAGUUGAGAUGUUGGGUGUAGAGAUGCUUCACCUCUUCAACGAGUACCACAGUCUCCCCAAUGUUUCCGACUUCGCGUCCGUCUGCAAAAUCAAUCGCCUCUUGACCCGCCUUGUGGCAAUUGUCAACCGGGUUGAAGAAACCUUGUUAUCCAUGCGAGAUCUUGUAGAUCCCUCCACAUUUUACUGGCAAGUGCGGCCUUGGUUCAAUGGAAGUGCUAGCGGAUCAUCUAGCCCAACAUGGAUUUUUGAAGACGGUCCGGACUCUUCCACACUCGACCUCAGCGGACCAUCAGCUGGCCAAAGUAGUGUCAUGCAUGCACUUGACAUCUUCCUAGAUGUCGACUUCAAACUGCAGCAGCGUCGGUAUCCAGCCCCCUCAGAAUCAAAUAAACGAUCGGAUCUUGGUUUCAUGGAGAGAAUGCGACGGUACAUGCCCGGGGCACACAGAGAUUAUCUCCACCAUCUUGCCAACUCCUCGCGUCCUCUCCGGGAACUCGCCAAAAGCACACCUGCUGUGAAAGAGUCAUAUAAUGCAGUUGCGUCGGCAGUUAGAAAGUUCCGGGACUCGCACAUACGCAUCGCAUGCCUAUAUGUCGUCUCCAUGGCACGAUCAACGGCAAUACCAGUCGGAUGCCCCGUAUUUGCGAUGAUGCAGAGGAUGGAGCGACAACAGAAGAAAACAGGACACUCCACUGGCACGGGUGGUAAUGAAUUGUCGCUAUUGCUGAAGUCCACCCGCGAUGCUACAGCACGUGCUGCUCUAAAGAUCUGAAGGAGGGAAUGGCAUGGCAUGGACAGAAAGCACUUACUUUAUCAUAAUAACCACCACUAUAUCGCAGCCCACAACCAUAUUGUCCGCGGAGAGGUAUUUAUUGACCGAGAUACUUAUUUUGUGUAGCCCUAGACGCGUUUUGAACAUGAUACACCCACAU
Suillus bovinus is the source of this 1879-nucleotide messenger RNA. Its product is annotated as Indoleamine 2,3-dioxygenase. The transcript is spliced from 2 exons. Bases 304 to 1719 code for a protein of 471 amino acids. The record is from RefSeq and is a predicted model, not a curated record. NCBI's taxonomy places the organism in Eukaryota, Fungi, Basidiomycota, Agaricomycetes, Boletales, Suillaceae. Gene Ontology annotation, biological process: 'de novo' NAD+ biosynthetic process from L-tryptophan. Gene Ontology annotation, cellular component: cytoplasm. Gene Ontology annotation, molecular function: metal ion binding; heme binding; indoleamine 2,3-dioxygenase activity.